AGCUUCAGCUCGUUCAGGCUGACGGGAGUCGGAAAGAUGGCGGCGUCCUUGAGCUCUGCCAGCGUGAAGCUGCUGAGCGUCGUGGCUCGGUCCGGCUCGUUCUGCCGGGGAGUCCAUGUCACCGCGGCGUGCUGCAAGAACCGAGCGGCUCGCAUUCGAGUGGGAAAAGGAGACAAAGGCGUGACCUACGAGCAGGCGCUCCCCCCUCAUCAUAUCGGCCACCGGAAAGGCUGGCUGUCUCAGCACACUGGUAACCUGAAAGGCGAGUCGGGCGCGUCCGAUCGCGUCGUGGAGGACGUCUUCAUCCGCCGCUUCAUGUUCGGCACAUUCCACGGCUGCCUGGCCAACGAGGUGGUCCUGAAACGGCGCGGCAACGUGCUGGUGGUCUGCGCCCUGAUGAUCCAGAAGCUCCCGCCGCAGAAGUUCUACUUCCUGAUCGGAUACACGCAGUCGCUGCUCUCGCACUUCUACAAGUGUCCCGUCAAGCUGGAGAUCCAGACGCUGCCGGACAAAGUCGUCUACAAAUACCUCUGAGGACACUCGUGUAUUUAUUCUGUCAAGAUACUUUAAUGUUUUUGUUU
Molecule: messenger RNA, 581 nt
Organism: Salarias fasciatus (jewelled blenny)
Lineage: Eukaryota; Metazoa; Chordata; Actinopteri; Blenniiformes; Blenniidae
Gene: mrps24
Product: mitochondrial ribosomal protein S24
Exons: 4
Coding region: 37-534 (165 amino acids)
Biological process (GO): translation
Cellular component (GO): mitochondrion
Source: RefSeq, a predicted model, not a curated record